Molecule: messenger RNA, 12159 nt
Organism: Porites lobata
Lineage: Eukaryota; Metazoa; Cnidaria; Anthozoa; Scleractinia; Poritidae
Source: the annotation of a GenBank genome assembly
ACGUGUACGUAUCAACGGUGUGUCCGUAUGAAGCGGGUUGAAUUUAGAGAAAACCUAAGGGCUUUCUUUCGCCAGGGACGAAGCGUGAAACGUCUGUCCGUAAUAACGCGGAGUCCUUAUUAAGCGGAUGUCCGUAAAGCUGGAUUUGACUGUAAUCUCAAACCAGUCUUUGACUCUAGCUAACAGCAAAAUCACUUCGACCGUGAUUAUAAACAAACGCCCUGAGCUCUGACUCAAGCCAUUAUAUGUGUGUGCUAUUUCAGGCUGUUCUUUUGCUGCAUUGUGCAAUCCCAAGAGCUCGAAUAGGAGGUGUUGUCUUCCUCAGGACCCAGGCUUGUGCAUGGGCUACUUUCCAAGAUUCUUUUUCAACGGGACAAGUGAGCAGUGCGAAGAGUUCAUUUAUGGCGGUUGUGGUGGAAACGAAAACAACUUCGAAAAAGAGGGGGACUGUAAGGCGUCGUGUAAGCCUGGUAAGGAAAAUAGGGCAUUACUGUUUAUUAAAGACUGAAGGAAGGAAACUUUGGCUCUUACGACCAACUUUUUAUUGUUCGAUAUUUCUAUCAGUUGUCCUUGAUAUAGCCUCUCCGGCUGAGACCCUCUCCCUCCCUUUGUUUCUUCGGGAUAUGUAUCGUGCCAGCACAUCUCACGUCAGUCUAUAUUUCAAUGUUAUCUGUAGAACGAAACUCGGUCUCAUCAGAGUUAACAUUUCUGCAUUUCGAAUAUGAUUUUAAAACAUUGAAGUUCAAGAUCGCAGAAAACCCCGUAAAGAUGAGUGUUUAUUCAGCUGUGUUGCAAUAUGUUUUACCAAGAUUCAUUAGCAGUAAGUAUUUAACCUUCGAUGGGAAAACGAAAGCUGCUUAAACAUUAGUUUCUUGAAGUUUCCGUCCCUAACGAACUUUGUGUAAACACACAAUCUAGAAUCAGAUAUUAGUCAUAUCCAGCACAAUAAUCUAUUUUAGAGCAAUGGAAGUGUUCUCAGCUGCUUUACCAUCCUUUGUAAGGUUUGUUUUAACUUGGAGGAUAUUAGUUGCCAAAUUUUAGAUAAAAGACUUGUCGAACAUAAUAUUUGAACGGCAUUAGCAUAUCCAGGCCACAUAUAAGCAAGCUUGUACACCGUACAAUUUGAAUUACCUCUCCUCAAGAGCGCUUAAUUACCUCUGCGAAUUACCUCUUCAAGUUAUCUCAUUGAAUUACCUCCCGUUAAGACACAGAUCACUGUUGAAUUAAUUGAUUUGUCAACGAGCUAACUACGUGAGAAGAUUAGACACAUUUGAAGAGUUCCAAUUCUUUUGAAAUUAUCUCCACUUUGCUCUAAGGACAAGUUACUAACGAUCCUGUACCUCUGGCAUUGUUUGUGACGUUGUCCAGGCAGCCCAGUGAAGUGUUCUACCGAGCUCUAGUCCUAUCCCGUCCUUCAGUUAUUUCGAACCGUCUAUUUAUCCAGCGCAACGCCGCGCAUUUUUUGACAGUUAAAGACGAAGAACACCCUAAAAAUCUAACGUCACUUUAUAUAUACUAAAGCAGUGGAUAGUGUUUUUCGCGCGCUCUGACUGGCUACUCAACCUCCGGGUUUUCUGUUUUUGUUUUCAGGUCGUUUGUUUGUUCAUUUAUUUGUUUCAUAUAACUAGAAGUGAAUUAUAUAAUGCAUGCCUGGGGAUGAUACUGAAACAGGAAACGGAAAAUGAGGAACAGGGAACGUGAAAAUGAAUAAAGGGAAAACAACAUAGAAUGGGCAAUAAAGUUAAUGGUAACGCUAGUGUUAAAGUUAGUUUUUGCUCUCAUUUUCCUUUUUUCCGCCGUGCUCGCUAGUUCGCCGUUCCCUGUUUUAAAGUUGAUUUUGAUGUUAAUUUGCCGCAUGCAUUCACCUAUUUACUGCCACAUGACAGUACCAUAUAUGUCGCAGUUAAUUUUUUAUGUCAGUUAAUUUCUUUUUUCCCUUUGUUUCUAAUUCAUUAGCAGAUAUUACCAUAACCAAAAACAAUGGAAAAAUAAAGAUUAACUGAGCCUAAAAAAUUUACUACAACAUAUACAACAAGAAAUAGGAGUAUAAACUCUGUUGCAACUAGCGCAUUACUUCCAGCUUGUUACAUUUGCGUAUUCUGGUUAAAGGUCAGUAAGUUUCACCCCAUGUUAGGGAAUCCAAGACGGUCUUGGAUUCUGGAUUCUACUCUGUGGAUUGUGGAUUCCAGCUACUGGAUUCCAGUCUUUGUCAGUGGAAGUUGAUUCGGGAUUCCAAUUUUAGCGGGAUUCCGGAUACCAAAGCCCAGGAUUUCGGAUUCCACGAGCAACGUUUUCCUGGAUUCCGCAAUCGGGAUUUUCUUUAUACACGGGGCGAUACAUAUGAUUUUAAAUCAACAUCAUUUCCUCGGCGUUUUUAAACAUUUGACCAUUAUAUUCUAUCUAUAUUUUCAGCUUCAGCUCCGAAUCGAUGUUACCUAGAGAAGAAAGUCGGACACUGCAGGGCAGCCUUUGAUCGAUAUUUUUACAACAAGACAACACGCAAGUGUGAACAGUUCACUUAUGGUGGAUGUGAUGGCAAUGCCAAUAGGUUCAUGACACUCGAGGAAUGUCAGAGUUUCUGCAAGUGUAAGUACAAGUAACUGUUUCUUUUGUUUCACAAAGAAGGGAAACAUAGAAGAAUGUAGAAUUAUUUGCGUUGCUCUUUGGCCAUUUGUCUUUUUUUUUUGUGAGGUUUUAACAAGGUUUUGUUGGUUGGGGCUGGGAUUUAACAAUGCAGGAACCAGAUGAAUGAUUAUUUAGCACAGCCGUUCUUUUCUCUGAGUUUACCCACUUUUAACAAAACAGCGUUCUAAGCUAUUUUUAAUUUUCCCAACGCUUUUAAUAAACACUAUUUAUUGUAAGCAUUUUCAUGAAACCAUAUAGCGUAGACUAAAAAAGCGUUUUUCUUCUUAAAAUAAAUAUAACCCACUGAGGAAGUGAUCUGAUUUCUUAAACCGCUGCCUGGGAGCUUUUACAAAUAAUAGACUCUAAGUGUUGUGGGUAUAACGUGAAGGCUGAUAUAAAGCCGAUAGCGUUUAUUUCAAAACUUCUCAGUUUUAUAUUUAGGCAGCAAUUAACCUACUGGGAUCGAUAUAUAAUUGUUUACGCCAUUUUAAAGGUAACCGAGCAAAACCAUUAUUCUUGACCUCGAUUUUCGUUUGCGUUUUGGUUGUCUAUUUGAAUAAAAAAUGAAUUCUGUUAAAGGUAGUAUUUACUCACUUUGUGGAAUAAAGAGGACAAAAGAUUCCGGGAUUUCGUUCUAUCCUUUUUAUCCAGCUCGCUUCUUCCAAAACAGACUGAAAGACUGCUUUAAUUUAUUUUCUUUUUCUUAUUGCAGCUAGCCUCGUGUGAAUGAUACGACCUCUUUCUAAAUGGUGAUCGGAGUUACUGACCAUCACAUGUCAAGAACGAAGUAACGACGACGAUAUAUUUGCAUCGUUCCUCUAUUCUUGAAAUAAAAUGAAGUAGAAUGAAAUAAAGCAGAAUUUAAUUCAAAUAUUUUCAAGAGUUGUGGAUUUAGCUUAUAACUAAAAGGUAAUGUUCCAGCCAUUUCACGUCCCUCGGAUAUUUCCUGGUAUUUAAAAUGAGUUGGUUAUCGAAUUCCCACUCUCCUGGUCAAAAAUGGUAUUUUCAAUGACUACAAAUUUACUUCAAGGAGCAUGUUCAAUGCCAGUUAGCUUCAUUCCGUGUCUAAAUGUUGUCAUUUUCCCCACAAACUCCUUUGUGCCGCUAGAAUAAGACUGAGGUUUUUAACAAAGCCGCCAUCACUUCUGCCUGUGGCAGAAGUGACAAUUUUUCAGCAAUUUGUGGACUAAUUAAACAGAAAGGAACACUUGAAUAGAACAUCGGUGCCAAUGUUGUAAAGAGUAGAAAAAGAUAAUUAGUCUUUUCAGCUUAGGUAUAAAUGUAAUUUGAAUCAUAAAGCAGAUUGCAGACUCCACAGUUUCUUGGAUAAUUUUCUUCAGGCGAGAUGUAUUAUUCUGAAUCAACAAAUUUUACAAAUACUGCGUACUUUUUUAAAAAGGAAAUUGCUCGCUUUUUCUGAACUGGUUUUCGCAAUUUUUACGCCUAUUAUGUUAGUUGUGUAUGAGGCACAGAAAAAUACUACCCAAAAACGUAUCAUAACCUCGGCAGGGUAAUUAGAAUUUCGCAAAUUUAAGGAGCUUUAAGGUCCUGUAAAUGUUUGCACAUUAUUUAUCGUCACUGAAAAAAGCUGAGAUAAGAUAUUACUUAAAAUAAUUUUAAGAAGUUUUAAAAAUGUUUAAAACAUGUCGACGUUUCGAUGUUAGCUCAGACUUCAUUGUCAAGUUAAAAGAUAAUGACGUCCAAGACAGCCAAAACGUCGUCAUGUUUUUAGCAUUUUUUAUUUGAAAUUUCUUGACAAAAUAUUGCUUAAAAUCAUUCCAGGAAAUUUUGAAAAAUUAAAAAAAAACGUUCAAAAAGUGACAAUGUUUCGACGUUCUCAACUUUUUUGUCAAGUCGAAAGAUAAAUACGUUUGAGAAUGCCGAAUUAACGUUUUAGUUAAAAUUUGUUAAAAUUGUCUGAUAAUAGUAAUAAUGAUAAUAAUAAUAAUAAUAAUAAUAAUAAUAAUAAUAAUAAUAAUAAAGGCUAUUAUUUAUACAGGAUAACCUAUCAGUGCUAUUAAAAAGAACUGUUAACAAAAGGGUCCUGUAACUAAAUAAUAGAUAACUAAAAAAUAAAAAAAAAUAAAAUCGAAAAAGUGGAAAAUAAAAUAAAAUAACACUAAGAAAUCUAAGACUCAAAAAUCAAAAUCUGUAAAAAAUAUUGACUUAUAGGAUAGAAAAGAGUUGAAUUAUAGAAUACUAUUGAAAAAACUCUUUUAAAUUACUCUUAAAAAGUAACCUAGAACUUAAAUAUAUUAAAUGCUGAGGUAAAGUAUUAAUAACUAGAGCCCCUUGAUAGCAAAACCUCUCCGUCCAAAUUCUAAUUUGGCUUUGGGAAGUUUUAGUGAACACCCAUUCUUUCUAGUGUUAAUGUUGUGUUCAAUUUUUGUAAAAUAUCCUUUAAAAGGGGUACAGACGUUAUUAUGAAGACAAUCAAACACAAGCUGGCAGGACUGUCUCUUUAUUAAACUCUCCACUUUCUGGAAUUGAUAAUUUCCACCAAUGCAAUGACUUUCUGACUUCGGCGUUCAAUGCUUUCAAUUCGACUUAUACGGGAACGUCACCAACAGAUACCCAAAGUUCCACAAUACAAAAACACAGGUUGAAUCAUUGCUUUGUAGAUUUUAAGGAAACUCUUAUCGUAGUUUUUUUUUACGGCCAAAUGUUUUUUAAAAGUUGUUUCUCUUUAAUCAUUGGACAGUCAUAUGGGACAGUCAUAAUGUGAUAAUAUGUACAUGUUAUUUAACUACAAAUAUAAUCAGUUCACAUGUAUGUAACCCAUAACCUUAGAAAGUGAAAAGGUGAUUUGUUUGUCCGGAUGUUUAGAUAUAUAUUUAAACAUCUAUCUGUGUAGAUAAGAGCAUUAAGCACAUUUUAAAUGUAUCGCAUUAUUCAUUCAGUUUAACCAGGUAACAUUAAUUUUACUUCAGGUAACAAUUAAAUGUGGUAGUUGUAAAUUCCUUAUUUUAAGUGAUUACGUCGUUAAUUCGAAUCAACAAAUUUUUCGUAACGGAUUUCACUAUUAAAAAGUUAAAAAAGAGCAACGUCUCGACCGUUCGAUGGUCAUUUUCAAGUUUAGAAGUAAAAAAAAAAAAAAAAAAGCAUGUUCUUUUAUACAAUUGUGAAAAGGCUCAUGAGAUACUGACUAAAACUCUGAAAUACACUGUUAACACUUCGAAAACGUUUGUAAGUACGUGAAAGAAACUUACAUUCAUAAACAGAGCUCUAUACAGAAACUUGCAGAGCGAGAGGAAAAUUUCCGAAACUCCAGUAACUCAGUUUCCUGCGCCAAAACAAUGUAAGUACCAUUGUAUGUUUACAUUUUUAUUUUAUAUAAUUACCAUUAGAUAGUAGAAAAAUGAUUAUGUAGACAGAUGUUUAAAUAUUGGUCACCUUUCUUCAAAAAUGACUGUAAAGAGUACAUUUUAAGAUAAUGCCUGACUCGCAUUGUAAUUGUAUUUAACUGAACGGAUUCUAAUUGGCGAUUAGUGGAUAGUAACCGCUAAUCGCCAAUUAGAAUCCUUUAUUUUCUUUAGAGUUUCAUAGAAGAUGUAAGAAAUAAUUUAAGAACAGGAAACGAAGAUGAUUUAUUUUUUAGAGCAGCAUAUUCGUAACAAAAUAUCACCCUCUUUCAAAUAAUUUUUCAUUUAUAUAAAUAUGUAGCAAAAAAGGAAUAAUUGCUUUAUUAAAUUCGUUUGUUUAAUGAUAGACCCGUUGUUGUCGACUUAUUUUUAAUUGUAUAUCAGUCUUUUCAUGGGAAUGCUUCGAAAUAGACUUUUGUAUUGUAUUGUAUUUUCUCCAUACACUUUUACUAUGUUUUGCUCAAAGAUAUGCUGGAAACGUUCGUUUUGGUCAUCAUUACACAGUGUGAAAGUAAUUUAUAACGCGAAAGCAUGGACAAUAAAGUUAAUUUUUUGUGUGUAUUAAGAAGCGUGAAACUGAAACAAAGCACAUAGGCCAAUAUUAUGAAAUGUGUAUUUCCUCUAUUGAUUAGCUAGGAAAAGAAUAAUAUAACAUCUGUUCAGACGAAUUACUUUUGACGGUGUAAAUUUAUUGAUAAAAUGGGAGUAAAAUAUUACAGGUUAAAAAGUUAUAAUAGCCUUUUCAAACAAAACCAAGGUGGUAACAAAUAAACAAACGAAACAAUAUAAGGGUGUAAGAGGUAUUAAUCCUUUAUUCCCCCACAGCUGUGUCAAUGACAACGUUCUAUAAAAAGGAACAGUUAUGUUAACUAUACGGCCAGUUCACCGGAAAUACACCGAAGUAGGAUGAAGUUAAUUCUGUUUACCCUGGUUAUAGCAUUUCUGUGCAAAGAAGGUAUAUAUUCAUGUAAUGUCUUAAUUAAUGAAUUAUGAUCAUUCGAAACAACGUACCAACGAAAACGUUUGUUAUUUAUUUGGAAAACAACGCCCUUUUUGUGGACGUCAAAAGACAAAGCCUAACAUCUUCUUUUUUAGAGAUUAAUGGUAAUAGUUAAAAGUUUAGUUGAAAGUAAUAUUUCAUAUUUAUGAGGUAUGCGUUGGUGUUCUAGAUCUUGAAGCAAUUCAAUUAAAGCGUUGUAUAAUAAACGUCUAAUGAAAUGCAUCUAUACUGACAAUACAUAAAUGGUUUCAAAACCUCCAGACUAUUGAUUGUAAGGCAAGCCAUUUCUGAGCUUUGACGAAUCGAAAAAACAUACUCUUUUGGAAUUCUUAGGCGCUUUUGAAAUAGCUAACGAGUUGCACCGUCCUUAUUUGAUUUCAACUGCUAAGAAAAGUGGUCUCUUCAACCACGAUUCUAUGAAAUUUUGGAGAUAAACGAUUAACUGUACAUGUGCGUAUAGAGUCCUUAUUUUGUGCAAAGCUGUACAUGUUAGACGCAGUCGUUUAGGUUUUUUUUGAUAUUCUAUGAUUUAUUUAUUUUAGGCACCUGUAUCCCGUCCGAGGACAUUGAACCAAGACCAGGUAAGUUCUCUGUUGUACUUUUGUAAUUUUAAUUAAAAGGCAAGUCAUUAUCUAUUGCCUUUUUUAAGGCACGGACAGGGCCAAUGGCUGUAAAAUAAGUGGCCUGGUUAGAAUCACGUGUAAGACUUCGAUCAAAGUUUUGGCAAAUAGAUGAAAAAACUGUCUACCUAGUGAAAGCAUGAACGAAAGUCGGAUUAAAUACCCGUUGUGUCACUUUAGUACACUAAAACCUCAAAACUAAGUAAAGAGGAUAUCCGAUUUAAGCAACCCCACUUACACAAAUUACGCUAUUUCUUUCCUGUUCUCCCAUCCCUAACAUUUUACAUGUAUUUCUAUUAUUAUCCAUCUUUUUCCAAUUUGUUUUUCUUUUUCACAUGAUCAACUAGAGAUAUGCAAUCUACCUCCCAAGAAAGGACUUUGCAUGGCAUGGAUUCCUCGGUAUUAUUACAACACCCGCACACAUACCUGCAAACGUUUCAUCUAUGGCGGAUGUCAGGGCAAUGCGAACAACUUCGAAACAAUUGCCGAAUGCAAGAGCUCAUGCAUGGGUAAGAAACCAAUAUGCAUUAUUUAAAGGCAAACCAGAAGACCAGAUUAUCUUAGUUAUAUUAGUAAUUCACUUACUGACAAGCCACGGAGCCUACUGUUACAAUUUUUACUAUCAUCUGAAAAUUUACUACCACUAACUUGUUGAAAGAAAUAUUUGCAAGGAGCAAAAUUGUGCAAACCAUUUUUUCCUCCAGUGUUUGAUUUCUUCAAGGGUAAGAGAGUGUCAAAAGGAGUAAAUCCACCAUAUAGGUUCUAGUUUAGGCAAGUAUUUCUUGACUGAAAAAACCUCGUCGCAUAUUUGGAUAUAAACUUUCUUAAAAAUGAUUUUGAAAAAUAAUUCUAAUUCCAUAUGAUUUAAUCAUAUAUGAAUUUUCGCUAUUGUGAAUCUUAAAAUAUCUUGAAAUAGCCCAGAGCGAAGAGUUCCUUAAGAAUGAUUAUAGCUUCAUUAAACUAGAAUCUCCCUCGUCAAGACUGACACGCCCUUCCUCGUAAAGACUUUUGUUCUUGGGCCAUCGUUGCUUGCGUGAGUAAUAGAACCCAAACAGUGGUGAUAAACAUAUUCAACGUAGUCAUUUUUAUAAACUUGACGUUUCGCAUGCUACUCAACAUACAUUUUCAAAAGUACCGUUACAAUUUUGAAAUCUAUAUACUUACUUUCUAUGGAGCUAAACAUCAGCAAAGUAAUUACUUGUAGAUGAUUGUAUCCCAGAAAUUUUGUUUAAAUUUACAAGCAACCGACAGCAGCUUUACAGAAGAAGAUAGAUUGAAAAUUGUCCUCCUAAACAGUUUUUCAGAAGGCCAAAAUGAUAUUUUGUUUUAAUCCUUUUCGAUUUUUUUCAUCCGUACAUUAAGCCAUUGAUGUUUUUGGUUUACAUCUGAAUUUUGCUAAAUUUCAUCUCGUUAAAUUUGGUUUGGCCUGCUCACUCUAUAUAAACCUGGAGACGAUUUCAUUUCUUUUUUCAGCUGACAGUGAACUGGAAACCUGCAAUCUCCCCCCUGAAACAGGACCUUGCAAGGCUGCGAUUCCUCGGUAUUUCUUCAAUCCUUACACUCAUGAAUGUGAACGUUUCACUUAUGGUGGAUGUCAGGGCAAUACAAAUAACUUCAAGACUCUUGAAGACUGCGAAAAGUCGUGCGCACGUAAGAUCGCUAUGAACAUUUGAUUGCUAUAUAGAAUGUAAUUUUUCUUAUCUCAAACAAUAAUAUUUCUGCCUCAUUGGUCAUUCGAUGCUGGCCACAUUGUUAGUAGAGAGCAUUAGAUUCUAAAGCGAGGACGACUACGCGAACGAACUUUUCUUGAUACUGAGUAGAGCGCGCGUGAACUAGGCUGCGUCAUUUUGGCGGGAAACGCCAUAGCCUUUGACGUUCUGCUACAGGUUUUGACGAAAAUGUCGUAUUGGCGAAAAAAGGCUUUCAAAUGGUAGAAGUUUUAUCAUUAUGCGUUCUUGAGAGGGCUUAACCUCCCUCAAUAGAAAUAUCCCUCUUAAUAUUUCUGGUGCAAAAAGUAAAAUUGAGAUUUAGCGGAUGUCUAUUAGUUUCUGAGAAAAAACGAAAAAAAUAUGAGUCAAAUCUCGUCCUCGAAACUAAAGGUCUCUUUUAACAAUUCCUCAUUUUAAGCUCCUCGAUCAGACGUUGAAGUAGAAAGCUGUAAUCUACCUCCAAAGUCUGGGCCCUGUAAGGCAGCCAUACCUCGUUAUUACUUCAACCCACGCACCUAUAACUGUGAGCGAUUCACCUAUGGUGGAUGCCGCGGCAAUGCUAAUAACUUCAAGACUCUUGAGGAGUGCAAGGCUUCAUGCUUGCGUGAGUAUCUCUGUAUUAUCUAUGUAAAGAUUGUUUUCACUUGACGUCACAGCGGCCAUUUUAUUUGGUGUACAAAACAAUGAAACGGCGGCCAUUUUGCUGCUGCGGUACCGAAAAAGUCACGCGGGGAUUAAAUCAUGUAAAAAAAAAAAAAAAAAAUUUGCCUAAGAAAUUGCAUAGCGCUGAACACGUGGGUUAAAACGACCUAAAAUGCCUUGUCGCAGGACAAAUUGCAAUUUUUUUUCUUUUUCUCGCAUACGUCACUUUCCAUUUGGGGAAACGAAAAUUCUUUUGAAAAAGUAAAAAGUCUGCGUAUUAAUUAAUAAAAUAAGAAAAGUUGCUUUUUACUUGUACAAGUUUAUCCCAAGUUACAUAAGAGGGAAUUAAAAACUCGUGAGGCCGAAAUUUACCUGAACCUUUUUUCGAAAUUUUCAGCUUGAAGGUUUGUUGUCGAGAAUUUCCCACUUUUCAGUAUUACUCGAAACAUUUCUUGCAAAUUUCGCUCAUUUUCUCGCGUUUCGAAAUUCCGGAAAUCUCGAUCAUACAGAUAGCGCCUAAACUAGCAGAAAGUAUCAGUGAUAUGCUCCUACACUGUACGUCUUCUAGGGUGUUGGUAAGAAUGCUCAUGGGCAAGGGGGCGGGAGGGUAAAACUCAGGUUUGAUAGAGUACUAAAGUGAUGACGUCAUAAAAAUGAAAUUUCUGAAAUUAUGGGAUUUGUCAGGAUAUUCUGAAAGGACAAUAUCCAAGAGGCCUACUUGCCAAAAAUGAGCAUUUGGGGGCAAAUUGUCUCUGAGAUCGUAGCCCAGUUAUACUCAGAAAACUCCAUACAAACCCUUACAAUUUUUUUUUGGGUCGACCCGAAAAAAAUUUAGAAGGGUUUGUAUGGAGUUUUGUAAGCAUAACUGGGCUACGAUCUCAGAGACAAUUUGCCCCCAAAUGCUCAUUUUUGGCAAGUAGGCCUCUUGGACAUUGUUCUUUCAGAAUAUUCUGUCAAAUCCCAUAAUUUCAGAAAUUUCAUUUUUUUGACGUCACACUUUAGUACUCUAUAACCCUGCUGUAUAAAGAGCCACGUGUUCCCGAAAUCUCGCGCUAGGAAACACUGGCUCUCCUCGUUCCGGGUGCUUGACUUACUGCAGUUUCAACUUGAACGGCACGGGUGAAAACCAAUUGCUUAGCCCUGCAGGGAACGCAAGUCAAGAAAUCAUGAAUAGUGAAACCUAGCAAAGGCCUUUUGCGCCAGUAAGCGUGAAGAGUUUGUCUGUGAUGUGUUUCUUACCAGAUUGUGCUGUGUAGCUUCCCUUUCAGACAGUCAAGAGGCAAGCUGCAACCUCCCUCCCGAAAAGGGACGCUGUAUGGCCAUCAUUCAUAGGUAUUACUACAACCCGCGCACUCAUAAUUGUGAACGUUUCAUAUAUGGUGGAUGUCAGGGAAACGCGAACAACUUUGAGACUGUUGAAGAGUGCAAGAUGUCAUGCAUGCGUAAGUGUAUAAUUCUCUGUCUUAAACAAAGCGAUAUAACUUCUGCCUUAACUUGUCGUUCCUAACAAUUUGCGAUGUGCAUACCAAUGCAGUUAACCAACCUUAAGUCCCUCCAGUCACCUAAUCAGAAGAAUGCGGCUUUUUAGAGUUUUAUAGGAAAGAAAACUCAGUACAACUCGGUAAUGAAAAGACAAUUACGAUUUCAUUUUAACAAAAAAGCACCACUUUGGAACUUGAAACAUCUUUCUGUUUUGCAUAACAUUUUAUAUAUGUUUUACAUAAUAUUUAUUUAUCUAUAGCCAUGAACUUUUCACCGGAAUUGUUGUCAGUGAUUUAAGAGAUUUGUAUUUGGAACAAACGUCGCCCUUGAUCUCAGAAACGUUAAGAAAUUAAUGAACGCUGAGGCGUUUAAUUGAGUAAGUGCGGAAAUUGGGCCGCAUUCUAGAGACCGCCGACACGGCUGGACGAAAGAUAGGAGAGAAAUCAUUCAGUCGACACUUUUAAAUAAGGUUCUAAAAGCUCUAUUCGAGAAAACAAGCUCGACCUACUAUUUGGCGUUUUUUUUCAGGCGACAGUGAAAUAGGACACUGCAACCUACCUCCAAAAACUGGACCCUGUAAGGCGGCGAUUCCUCGGCUUUUUACAACCCACGCACCCAUGAAUGUGAACGUUUCACUUAUGGUGGAUGUCAGGGCAAUGCCAAUAACUUUAAGACACUUGAAGACUGCGAGGAUUCGUGUGCUGGUAAGCACAUAUUAG